This is a messenger RNA of Helianthus annuus (common sunflower), 1484 nucleotides long. RefSeq names its product methyltransferase-like protein 22. The record is from RefSeq and is a predicted model, not a curated record. Gene Ontology annotation, molecular function: protein methyltransferase activity. Gene Ontology annotation, biological process: protein methylation. Gene Ontology annotation, cellular component: nucleus. The coding region runs from base 50 to 1123 and encodes 357 amino acids. The transcript has 9 exons. NCBI's taxonomy places the organism in Eukaryota, Viridiplantae, Streptophyta, Magnoliopsida, Asterales, Asteraceae.
AAUAGUGGAGACUGCAGCCAAACCAGGAGGGUUGGUUUCACCGGUUAAAAUGGAGGGCGAAACACCUCCAAUUCAACCGUCACCGGCGCCGGAGACAGCGAGUUCAUCGGAAGAAAGUGAACAGGAAGACGAAAACGAUCAUGUAAUGAGCGAGAUCCACUUAGGUUGUCCGCCUAAAAUCUCAGGAUCAUUCGUUUCUCACUUCACCUUCUCACUUCCACCAGAUGUUGAGUACAUUGAAGGCAAAUAUGAAUAUGAGGGCUUUGAUGAUUCAAAACUGCGACAGGAAGUAAGCUUGGAUGAUGAUGGUGAUCUUGCUUUACCAAGGCGCAAAAAACCUCUGAAGGACACGUUUGAUGUGGCUAUCCAACACAAUAUCACCUCAUCGAUUCCAAAGGUCGGUUUGCAGGUUUGGAGAGCCGAACUAGUACUCUGUGAUUUUGUUUUGCAUAAGAUGUAUACUUCAUCUGAGUUUAAUGGGAUCGUAGCAGUAGAACUUGGUGCUGGUACAGGCUUGGUCGGUAUGCUGCUUGCACGGGUUGCUAAAUCAGUCUAUCUGACAGAUCACGGGAUCGACAUACUUGAAAACUGUGCUAGCAAUGUUCAUCUCAAUUCUGCAUUGUUACCCUCUAAAACUUCGGUUUAUGUACGGGAACUUGAUUGGAAGGCUUCAUGGCCCCCUACACAAGACAAUUGUGCAUCUUGUGAAAGUUUUGCUUGGAGUCGAUCAGAAUUCGAAGAACUUAAAAAGGCGUCUUUGCUGGUAGCUGCUGAUGUUAUUUACAGUGAUGACCUCACUGAUGCAUUGUUUCAUACUUUAGAGAGAUUAAUGUCAAACGGUUUAAAAAAGGUAUUAUAUUUGGCUCUUGAAAAAAGAUACAAUUUUAGCAUUAAUGAUCUUAAUGUCGUUGCAAAUGGGUAUUCACGUUUUCGAAGUUACGUCAGGGACGAAAUAGAUGAUGCAGAAAACAAUGAGCUUCAAAAUGGAUCUGCAAGUGCCUUUGUGGGAACACGCAUUGAUCUUACAGAGAUCCCUCACUACGCCGUUAAUUACAAUCGAGGACAUGAUUUAGAGCUCUGGAAAAUCAAGUAUAUGAAAGAAGGAAAAAGCUCUAUAGUUUGAACAUGAAUCGGAGUCGGUUUCACUGCGUGAGUUAUCGUUUUCAACUCGUUUACUUAUUAACGAGUAAAUGCAGACCCACAAAACUAGUAUGGGCCGACAAUACCAAAGAACCUGAUGGUACUUGAACCGGUUGAUAUGUUCACUUUGGUCCUAUGCAGUUAAUAUCGCAAUAUAUCACUGAUGAUAUAUCGGUUAUUGGUCCCCUAGUGAGAUAUAGGUUCAAAAUAUUGGUACCGAAAUUAUCGGCGAAAUUGAUCGAUAUUUGACCGAUAUUGAAUCAAUAUCUGACUGAUAUAUCACUGAUUUUCCCGAUAUUAGUACAUUUCUUCUUAGUUCUACCAUUUGUCUUUCUUUCUUCUUA